Girardinichthys multiradiatus is the source of this 10261-nucleotide messenger RNA. It is a transcript of the gene usp24, whose product is annotated as ubiquitin specific peptidase 24. The coding region runs from base 114 to 7904 and encodes 2596 amino acids. Gene Ontology annotation, cellular component: cytosol; nucleus. Lineage: Eukaryota; Metazoa; Chordata; Actinopteri; Cyprinodontiformes; Goodeidae. Gene Ontology annotation, biological process: protein deubiquitination. Gene Ontology annotation, molecular function: cysteine-type deubiquitinase activity; protein binding; cysteine-type endopeptidase activity. The transcript is spliced from 66 exons. The record is from RefSeq and is a predicted model, not a curated record.
GUGACAGGCAGGCUAGCUGCGGCGGCGGACUGUAAACAUGGCGGCGUGCACAGCUACAGGGCUGUGCCGAGCACCGCUGUACUGUUAGUGUGAGAAGCGGAGACACCCCAAAAAUGGAGACCGAAGAGGAGCAGCAUAUAACCACGCUCCUCUGCAUGGGUUUCCCGGAUCCUGACGUGAUACGAAAAGCGCUCCGGCUGGCGAAGAAUGACAUCAACGAGGCAGUGGCGCUUCUUACGAAUGAAAGCCCCGGACUCGGGUAUGGAUACGAGCCGAUGGAGAGCGGGCCUUCGCCCGGCUUGGGCUCGAGUGGAGACGGGGAGAGCAGCGGGCGGACUGGGACUAGUGGGUUCGAUCCCCCUCCAGCGUACCACGAUGUCGUGGAUGGCGAGCGAAGCAACGAUGAGAACGGGAACUGCUCGGGAGGCAGCAUGGAGUUCCCCACCACCAACCUGUACGAGCUGGAGAGCCGAGUCUUUACCGACCACUGGUCCAUACCUUACAAGAGAGAGGAGUCCCUGGGCAAGUGCCUCAUCGCCUCCUCCUGCCUUGCACGGCAUGGUCUCGCGGACGCCGAUGAGAACUGCAAGCGGUUUAUGGAGCGGUGCAUGCCGGAGGCCUUUAAAAAGCUGUUGACCAGCAGUGCCGUACACAAGUGGGGCACAGAGAUCCACGAGGGGAUCUACAACAUGCUCAUGUUGCUGGUGGAGCUGGUUGCAGAGAGGGUCAAGCAGGACCCUGUACCCGUAAACCUCAUGGGAGUCCUGACCAUGGCCCUUAACCCUGACAAUGAGUACCACUUUAAGAACCGAAUGAAGUCAUGUCAGAGGAACUGGGCUGAGGUUUUCGGAGACGAGGCCAACAUAUUUGCAGUCUCUCCCAGCAACACCUACCAGAAAGAGCCUCAUGGUUGGCUGGUCGAUUUAGUGAAUCGGUUUGGAGAGUUGGGGGGAUUCGCUGCCAUCCAGGCUAAGCUCAGCUCAGAGGAGAUUGAGAUUGCUUGUGUAUCGGCUCUGGUCCAGCCCCUCGGUGUUUGUGCUGAAUAUUUAAACCCCAGCCUGGUCCAGCCCAUGCUUGAUCCCGUCAUUCACAAGACGAUCACAUAUGUGCAGAACCUGGAGGAAAAGGACCUGAAAGAUAAGCGUCUAGUGAGCAUCCCAGAACUGCUGUCGGCCAUCAAGCUGCUGUGUAUGAGGUUCCAGAGGGAACUGGUCGCCAUGGUGGACGACUUGCGGUUGGACACGCUGCUGCGUAUGCUCAAAACUCCCCACUUCUCCACCAAAAUGAACUCCCUCAAAGAGGUGACCAAAUUAAUAGAAGAAAGCACAGUGUCAAAAACUGUGAAAAAUGCCAUUGACACAGAUAAACUUCUGGACUGGCUCGUGGAGAACUCGGUCCUGUCGAUAGCGCUGGAAGGUAACAUUGAUCAGGCUCAGUACUGUGAGAGGAUAAAGGGAAUCAUUGAGCUGCUCGGCAGUAAGCUGUCAAUGGAUGAACUCACCAAGAUCUGGAGAAUUCAGGCGGGUCAGUCAUCAACGGUGAUAGAGAACAUUCACACCAUAAUCGCUGCUGCUGCUGUGAAGUUCAGCUUCGAUCAGCUCACCCACCUCUUCGUCCUCAUACAGAAGAGCUGGGAGGUGGAGAGCGACCGUGUUCGGCAAAAGCUGCUUAGUCUGAUUGGGAGAAUAGGCAGAGAGGCUCGCUCUGAAACGACCACAGGAAAGGUGCUAGAGGUGCUGUGGGAGCUCGCUCACCUCCCCACCCUGCCGACCAGUAUGGUCCAGCAGGCCCUGGAGGAACACCUGGGGAUCCUCAGCGAUGCCUAUGCUGUCAAGGAGACCGUGAAACGCAGUUACAUCAUUAAAUGUAUUGAAGACAUCAAGAAGGCUUCUCAGCAGAGCACUCCUCAGACGGUUUGGGUUGUCCCCGCUCUGCGACAGCUGCAUGAAAUAACCCGUUCUUUCAUCAAACAGACCUACCAGAAGCAAGACAAGAGCAUCAUCCAGGACCUGAAGAAGAACUUUGAAAUCGUCAAGCUGAUCACAGGAUCUCUCGUGUGCUGCCACCGACUCGCCGUGACUGCUUCGGGCAAUAAUGGCCUCUCUGCUUCAACCCUGGUGGACGGCAGAUACACCUAUCAGGAGUAUCUGGACAGCCACCUGAGGUUCCUGGCAUUCUUCCUCCAGGAGGCCAGCCUCUACCUGGUCUGGAACAGAGCCAAGGAGCUCUGGGAGUGCCUGGUCUCGGGACCGGAUGUUUGUGAGCUUGACCGUGAGAUGUGUUUUGAGUGGUUCACCAAAGGACAGCAUGACCUCGAGAGUGAUGUUCAGCAGCAGCUCUUUAAGGAGAAGAUUUUGAAGCUGGAACCCUAUGAGAUCACCAUGAACGGGUUCGGCCUGUUUAAGACCUUCUUUGAGAACGUGAAUCUGUGUGACCAUCGUCUGAAACGCCAGGGAACCCAGCUGUGUGUGGAGCGCCUCGACCUGGCAGGGAUGGAUUUUAUUUGGCGCAUCGCCAUGGAAACGCCUGAUGAAGAGAUAGCCAAUGAAGCAAUCCAACUGAUUAUCAUUUACAGCUACACCAACCUCAACCCAAAAAUGAAGAAGGAUUCUGUCUCCUUGCACAAGAAGUUCAUUGCUGAUUGCUACAAGAGGCUAGAAGCUGCAAGUUCGGCCUUGGGUGGGCCUACUUUAACCCAUGCUGUUACCAAGGCAACCAAGAUGCUGACAGCCACUGCCAUGCCAACGGUAGCCACAUCUGUACAAUCACCUUCCAGGUACAGAGGGGGGUUUGGAUCCACAAAGCUGGUGAUAAUUGAAAGACUGCUGUUACUGGCUGAACGCUACGUCAUCACUAUAGAGGAUCUGUACUCAUUUCCUCGCACUAUUCUACCUCACGGGGCCUCUUUCAACGGACACCCCGUCACUCUUCAUAUCACCUACGAGUCAACCAAAGAUACAUUCACCCUCGAGACUCACAGUAACGAGACAAUAGGAAGCAUCCGGUGGAAGAUCUCCGAGCACUUGAGCUGUCCAGUGGAUAAUGUCCAGAUUUUUGCCAAUGAUAGUGUGCUGACCAUGAAUCGAGACCAGAAGCUGCUCUCUCAGCUCGGCUUCAGCGACGAGCAGAGCCUGACCGUGAAAAGCUCUGGCACCGGGACUCCGUCAGGCAGCUCUGAGUCCUCAGCCUCGGUCUCUAGCAGUUCCAGCUCUGCCAUCUUCAACUCAGCCUACGCAUUGGAGCAGGAGAAGUCCCUCCCUGGGGUGGUGAUGGCUUUGGUAUGCAAUGUGUUUGAGAUGCUUUACCAGCUGGCUAACCUUGAUGAGCCUAGGAUCAUUCUUCGCGUGAGGAAGCUGCUGCUGCUAAUUCCAACAGACCCUGAAGUGCAGGACGCACUCGACAACUUUGUUCCCAAAGAAUCUAGUGUCUGGAGCCACCAGAAAACUCUUUUCACCCUUGGCCAAGGCUCAGGCUCUCGCUCUCCAUCUGUGACUCCCAAACAGCAGCAUCAGCCCAGUGCUGCAUCCAUCUUGGAAGCACUGUUUAGAUCUUCUGCCCCUGGCAUGUCUACUUUUAGAGUGCUUUACAAUCUCGAGGUAUUGAGUUCAAAGCUGAUGCCAACAUCAGAUGAUGAGAUGGCCAAAACCAGCAGCAAGUCAUUCUGUGAAAACUUCCUCAAAGCAGGAGGCCUUAGUCUGGUGGUGAAUGUCAUGCAGAGAGAUUCGAUCCCAUCUGAAGUGGACUACGAGACCAGACAAGGAGUCUACUCCAUCUGUCUUCAGUUGGCCAGGUUCCUUCUGGUUGGUCAGAGCAUGCCUACAGCACUGGAUGAUGAUGUCAUCAGGGACAGCGAUGCGCUGUCUUCCCGGCCGUUCCGUAACGCGGUGCGAUCUGGACGGCAGCUGUCUCUCUGCGGAACCCCAGAGAAGUCCUCCUACAGGCAGAUGUCUCUGUCUGAGCGCUCGUCCAUACGAGUGGAGGAGAUCAUUCCUGCCGCCCGUGUUGCUAUUCAGACCAUGGAAGUAGGUGACUUUACCUCAACCGUAGCUUGUUUCAUGCGUCUGACCUGGGCUGCUGCUGCAGGCCGACUGGAUCUUGUUGGUAGCCAGCAGCCAAUUAGAGAAACCCAGAGCUCAAUGCUACCACAGGGAGUUCGUACCAGAGUCAGCAGUACUGGGAGUAACUGCAGCUCCAGCAGCGAAGGAGAGACCACCCCGACAGCGUUGCAUGCAGGGAUAUGUGUCCGACAGCAGAGUGUCUCCAUCAAGGACGCCAUCAUCGCCCGCGAGGCUUUGUCGCUCUUGGUUACCUGUCUGCAGCUACGCUGCCAGCAGAUGUCUUCUUUUUACAACCUUCCUUCUGUCAGUGAUUUCAUUAUUGAUAUUCUGCUGGGAUCUCCCAGUGCAGAGAUCCGCCGUGUGGCCUGUGAUCAACUAUACACUCUGAGUCAGUCGGACACUUCAGCCUUUCCCGAAGUCCAGAAACCCAACCUGUUCCUGCUUUCAGUUGUUCUCACCGCUCAGCUGCCAUUAUGGAGUCCCACAUCUGUCAUGAGAGGCGUCAACCAGAGGUUACUGUCCCAGUGCACGGAAUAUUUUGACCUAAGGUGCCAGCUUCUGGAUGACCUAACCACAUCAGAGAUGGAGGUGUUAAAAGUGAGUGCAGCCAACAUGCUGGAGGAUGAAAUUUCUUGGCUCGACAACUUUGAGCCCAGCUGGAGCUCAGAGAUGGAGACCAGCGAGGCAGACAACAUCCUGCUGGCAGGACACCUCAGACUCAUAAAGACCUUGCUAUCUCUCUGUGGAAACGAGAAAGAACACCUUGGUCCUUCUCUGAUCCAGCAGUUGCUUGAUGACUUCCUGUUUCGAGCUUCCCGCAUCAUCAUCAACAGCUCCAACGCUACUCCGUCUCCGGCCCCGAGUCACGACUUCCACCCCAAGUGCAGCACCGCCAGCAGCCGACUGGCGGCCUACGAGGUCCUGGUGAUGCUGGCAGACAGCUCGCUCUCAAACCUGCGCCUCAUCACCAAGGAGCUCCUGUCCAUGCACCACCAGUCCGAUCCGUCACUCUGCAAGGAGUUUGAUUAUUUACCCCCCGUGGAGAGCCGGUCGGUCUCAGGGUUUGUUGGGCUGAAAAAUGGCGGAGCCACUUGUUACAUGAACGCUGUGUUCCAGCAGCUCUACAUGCAGCCUGGCCUGCCUGAGGCCUUCCUUUCCAUCGAGGAUGACACAGACCAGCCUGAGGAAAGCGUCUUCUACCAGGUCCAGUCUUUGUUUGGCCACCUGAUGGAGAGCAAGCUGCAGUACUACGUGCCAGAGAACUUCUGGAAGAUCUUCAAGAUGUGGAACAAAGAGCUUUACGUCAGAGAGCAGCAGGAUGCCUACGAGUUUUUCACCAGCCUGGUGGACCAGCUCGAUGAACAUCUCAAGAAAAUGGGUCGGGAACAAAUCUUCAAAAACACAUUUCAGGGAAUUUAUUCCGACCAGAAGAUAUGUAAAGAUUGUCCACACAGAUAUGAGCGUGAAGAAACCUUCAUGGCCUUGAACCUCGGAGUGACUUCUUGCCAGAGUUUGGAGAUCUCAUUAGACCAGUUUGUCAGAGGGGAGGUGCUUGAGGGCAGCAAUGCUUAUUACUGUGAAAAGUGCAAGGAGAAGAGAACCACCGUGAAGAGGACGUGUAUCAAAUCUCUACCAAGCGUUCUCUGUAUCCACCUCAUGCGGUUUGGCUUUGACUGGGAAAGCGGGCGAUCCAUAAAGUACGAUGAGCAGAUCAGGUUUCCCUGGGUGCUGAACAUGGAGCCCUACACUGUUUCUGGAAUGGCCCGGCAGGACUGCAGCGGGGAGGGAGGCGAGGGAAGAGGCGAUGGCACCUUAGGAGGAUCCCCCAGGAAGAAAGUUACAAUUUCAGAGAACUAUGAACUUGUGGGAGUUGUAGUCCACAGUGGUCAAGCGCAUGCAGGACACUACUAUUCCUUCAUUAAAGACAGACGCGGAAACGCCCGUGGCCGCUGGUACAAAUUCAAUGACAAUGUAGUGGAGGAGUUCGAUAUGAAUGACGAGACCCUGGAGUACGAGUGUUUUGGUGGAGAGUAUCGCCCCAAAGUUUAUGACCAGUCCAACCCAUACCCUGAUGUGCGGAGGAGGUACUGGAAUGCCUACAUGUUGUUUUACCAGAAGAUCAGCGACCAGAAUUCACCUGCCCUGCCGAAGAAAAGUAGAGUCAGCAUCAUGAGGCAAGAGGCUGAGGAUCUUUCACUGUCUGCCCCAUCCUCCCCUGAUGUCUCCCCUCAGUCCUCUCCUCGGCCCCCUAGAGCCAACAAUGACCGCCUCACCCUCCUGACACGCCUGGUUCGCAAGGGCGAGAAGAAGGGCCUCUUUGUAGAGAAGAUGCCCGCCAGCAUCUUCCAGAUGGUUAGAGACGAGAAUCUGAGAUUCAUGAGAAACAGGGACGUCUACAACAGUGACUACUUCAGCUUCAUCCUCUCCCUGGCUUCGGUCAAUGCAACAAAACUGAAGCACCAAAACUACCAGCCCAUGGCCAAAGAAAGUCUCCAGCUGGCUGUUCACUUUCUCUUCCAUACCUACUUGCACACCAAAAAGAAACUCAGGGUGGACACAGAGGAAUGGAUGGCGGCUGUGGAGGUGCUGCUGUCUAAGAGCAGCGAGGCUUGUCAGUGGAUGGUGCAGUUCCUGGUUGGACCAGAGGGACGAGAGAUCAUCAGGGUUUGUCUGUUGGAAUGCAGCGUACGGGAGGUGAGGACCGUGGUGGCGUCCAUCCUAGAGAAAACUCUGGAGAGCGCGCUGCACUUCGGAGACCCGGGACUGGACAGUCUGACCGAUGCCUUGCUGUCACUGCUGGACAAAGACGUUCCCGAAAAUGUGAAAAACUGUGCCCAGUACUUCAACCUCUUCAGUAACUUUACUCAGAGGGGUUGCGGUUCCUGCCAGCUGUUGUUGAAGCACGCAGCCUACCGUCGGAUGCUCAUCUUCCUGUUGGGAUCCAACAGGCAAAACAACCAGAACCGAAGGUGGAGUCCAGCUCAGGCUCGGGAGUUCCUCCACCUCCACAGCACUCUGGCACUCAUCACGCUGCACACUGACCUUAGCCCCCAGCGGACCCUCACUCCAGGAGGAUCCAAGUUGCCUGCCAGUAGCGUCCAGUCCUCCGGCCCUCUCCUCCAGCUUCAUCCUGACAUUCUUGCAUCUCUCUUCACUCCAGAGGGACAGCCUUACCUUCUCGAGGUAAUGUUUGCGAUGCGUGAGCUGUCAGGACCUCUGUCUCUUCUGAUAGAAAUGGUCACCUACUGCUCAUACUGUAAUGAGGGCUUUUCCCUGGGAGUGCUGCAGUUACUCAAGAGUCAGCUGGAGACAGCUCCUCCUCAUGAGCUGAAGAACGUUUUUCAGAUGCUGCAGGAGAUACUUGUUGUUGAAGACCCUCUGCAGUCCCAGAGACUCAAGUACGCCUUUGAGUCAGACAGAGGCUUGUUAGCUUUGAUGCACCAGAGCAACAAUGUGGACAGCAGGCGCUGCUACCAGUGUGUAAAGUUCCUGGUCACAUUAGCUCAGAAGUGUCCUCCAGCCAAAGAUUACUUCAAAGAUUUGUCUGGUCACUGGAGCUGGGCCGUGCAGUGGCUGCAGAAAAAGAUGACUGAACAUUACUGGACUCCACAGAGCAAUGUCUCCAAUGAGACAUCCACCAAUAAAACCUUCCAGCGCACCAUCUCUGCACAGGAUACCUUGGCCUACGCCACCGCAUUGUUAAAUGAGAAGGAGCAGUCUGGCAGCAGCAACGGCUCCGACGGCAGCCCGGCGAAUGAAAACGCAGAGCGCAGCCUCCGACAGGGCUCAGAGUCUCCCAUGAUGCUCGGCGAUUCAAAGAGCGAUCUAGAAGACGUAGACUCCUAACUCCUCCAGCAGGCGGGAUGACUCAGACGGAGAGGCAGCACAGGUCCAGGCGGCUGUUGAAAUGCGCCGCCCUUUGCCUGUGAUUGGUCAGGACUCUUGGGACUCCACAGGAAGCCGAUCAGGACACUUUCUCUCGGUCGCCAGGGCAACCAGGGAGCUGCAAAUAAAUCAUGAAUUACUUCCUUUCAGAGCGGCCAAGGCAACAGUGGCGACAAAUUAUCAUUAGGGGCACCACAGCUGAUCGGGGCGGGAAAGCGAAUUCACGGAUGACUUCAGUUUAUCCUUUUCUAUUCACUCGGAACGACAUGGAGGUGGAGGAUGGGCUCGGGUGGUGUUUUAGCAAUGUUCUGCUCAUGUUUGCCAAUGUGUUUGCAACGGGCAUAUUCACGUUGUAAUUAAGAUUUGUUCCAUAGGUGUAAUUUUCAGUGUAAGAUAAUAUUUUAAAGUCUUCUCCACAACCAUGCAAAAUGAAGGAGGCAUCGCUAGAGCUGCUCUAGAGGAACUCACAGGUGUGUGUUUGUACAGAAACACCUCCACACACGAGCUCCUGGGAGGGUGGGGUGGGUUGGGUUCAGUAUGCACUUUAUAGUCCAGCCCAGGCUAUUGUGAUGUACACAAUGCAGCACGGGUCAGUUCCUCCAGAGCCACUUGGCGCCAUUCUCUUCUUCUGUUUUUUUGUUUUUGUUUGUUUGUUUUUUGCUUUUAAAAAUGUUUGUGCCACUUACUCCAGCCGCUCCCCCUGUGACUGGACCUUUUGACCCAGAGGUACCGGGUCGCCGUGCGUGUCAGGAUCAGGACAGAUCAGCAGAUCUCAGACUAGUAGUGCCAUAGUCAGCACUCAACCCAACCCUUCACCCUGUCUUCGUCCCGCUGACAGGCAGCCUCAUGUGCCGAAUUUCAUAGUUUUUCAUCGCUGCGUUUUAUUUUCUUUGCCACUUUUUUUUUUUUUUUCUCUGGAUGUUUUCUAUCCGACAGAGGAUCUUCAGCCUUAUGCAACCUGAUCUGGGAGCGCUUGGAUCAGUCUAGGCAGGCCACCAGUGCCGACUGAAGGGAAGCUCAGAGCACGUUUUUUGUUUUGUUUGUUUUUUUAGGUGCCAAGAGUUACAUUCACACACAUGCACAGAACGAAUGAUUUACUCAUUUCGCUCACAAAUGCACACAGGUCCUCCUCACUUCAUUGUUACCUCUGCUCCGUCGGGUUUGUUUUUUGCUUUGCCUUUUGCAUCUGCAUGCCUUUGUAAACACUCACAGGGGAGCUUAACCCACAUGUAGCUCUAGUUUCCACUGGAGAGAAACACCCGCGUUGCCAUCAUCUCUCAACCCAGUCGUCGGGAGUCUUUAAGUGCCUUAAUCUCCCGAUUCACCCCGCCGCCCUGCUUCCAACAUGCUGUCCUCACAUAUUUAGUCAAUGUCUGCUUCACCAGCGUUUCCUCUAGUCGCUUGAGCUGGCUGUAGUAUUACAACAGGGCUCGCUCAUCUCCAUUCCUGUCCCAGUCCAAACAGGGAAUCACCUCUGUGGGUUGUGACAAAGGCUCUGUGAAUGUAGCUGUCUGAGUGCUGAGGGUGGCGGUGUAAAGAGGGUUUUGGAGAUGAUAAUAAUGCUGCUUAUUUUCACUCUGUUCCCAGGCAGAGGGGCGUAGUAGAAACUGGUUUAGUGUGUGUAGUUUCACUCACACAGGCUUAAACUAGCUUGGCAGGUCAACUCUCAGAAUUAACAGGUCAAUGUUUACAGUGUGAGGACCUACAGUAUGAGGCAAUCAUGCAAACUGGCUUUUCUGUUCUCACCGAUGCCACUCGGCAUGCUCAAAGCCUAUAGAGAGGAAAACACUGCUCCAGCCCCUCCAUUCACGCCCCUCCCUCCUCCUUUCACUCGGACUCAUUAGUUGUGAAUGUCACAGCGUGCUCUCCGGCACGUUUGCAUGUGUAGUGGUGAAGUUUGUGCUUUUUCAGCGUGACGGAACAAAAAUCAACCCCCUGUGUUGUUUGCCGUGUGAUUCGGUAUCAUUAGCACUUACAAACAAGGCUUCGCGAGGGAGCACGUGGCCAUGGCAACAUGAGCCCCAUCCAGCUGAGAGUAUCUCGUAGGUUCUGCCCUCUUCUACAUCGACACAACUAUUUAAAGAGGGGGAAGGGGCUUUAAAACAAUCUUUUGCUUUAUUUUGGGAUGCAGGGAGGGGUGAGCAAGUGUGUGGGUUGGGACUGGCAUCCAUACGGGUUUUUACUGUGUUUCAACUUUGAAAGUUCACUUCCGACAACGCAGCAAUCUGUAAUGCAUGCGAAAACUGGAUUUUAAUUUGUACAUCAGAGUUUGAUUAAGGGGAAAUUUGAUAAAAAAUAAACUGCAAUGCACAACCUUU